This is a messenger RNA of Arabidopsis lyrata subsp. lyrata, 687 nucleotides long. RefSeq names its product MLP-like protein 43. The transcript has 2 exons. The record is from RefSeq and is a predicted model, not a curated record. NCBI's taxonomy places the organism in Eukaryota, Viridiplantae, Streptophyta, Magnoliopsida, Brassicales, Brassicaceae. Gene Ontology annotation, biological process: defense response. Bases 69 to 545 code for a protein of 158 amino acids.
ACUCAAGAAGAGAAACAUACUCCUUCCCUAAGUCUUUAUCUUAUAUUUUCUUGAGAUAAGCAAAACUCAUGGCAGAAGCGUCUAGUUUAGUGGGUAAGCUUGAGACAGAAGUUGAGAUCAAAGCUUCGGCUGGAAAGUUCCAUCACAUGUUUGUCGAGAGACCACACCAUGUCUCCAAAGCAACUCCAAGCAAAAUUCAAGGCUGUGAUCUACACGAAGGAGACUGGGGCAAAGUCGGCUCUAUCGUCAUCUGGAACUACGUUAUUGAUGGAAAAGUAAGUGUGGUGAAGGAUAGGAUCGAGGCAGUAGAGCCGGAGAAGAACUUGAUCACGUUCAAGGUUAUAGAAGGUGAUCUGAUGAAAGAGUACACGAGCUUUGUGAUCACAAUCCAAGUGACUCCUAAGCAUAAGGGGUCAGGGAGUGUGGUGCACUGGCACUUCGAGUAUGAGAAAAUAAACGAGGAGGUAGCUCAUCCUGAGAAUCUCCUCCAGUUUGCCGCUGAAAUGUCCAAAGAGAUUGAUGAACAUCUCUUGACCGAAGAGUAGAGGAUCUAGUACUUUGAACCCACAUGUAAAAUAAAUAAUGAACCGUGCCCAAGUUUAUAACAGUCUGUGUGUCUCAUCGCGCAUGCGUGUAUGCAUACUACUUCGGUUGAGUUAUGUUUGAAAUUUUUAAUUUGAAGCGACA